Messenger RNA from Rhagoletis pomonella (apple maggot), 445 nucleotides. RefSeq lists its product as uncharacterized. The transcript has a single exon. Lineage: Eukaryota; Metazoa; Arthropoda; Insecta; Diptera; Tephritidae. The coding region runs from base 89 to 214 and encodes 41 amino acids. The record is from RefSeq and is a predicted model, not a curated record.
ACCAGCGCCUCAGCCACUAGCUUUUGCCAAAUCGACAGGCAGGCAGCAAGCAAACGUGAACGUCACCGGUCGCAUUAGUCGCCAUCAAAUGAUGAAACUGUGCUCAUCUCGCAGAAACUCCACUCUGUUGAAUGUUGUGAUCGACCAACGACUUAGAAUUGACACCUGUCGAUAUCUAAUGGAAAUUCAAUCGCGUCGUCUAGCGGGAGAAUAGAAAAAGAAAAUCUAAAAAUAAAACGCGAAAGUUUCGCUAAAAAAGAAGUAAAUAAAAUUGUAAAUUUAAAAAAAAUCAUCAACCUAAAACGCCAGCAACAAAGCGCCGCAACUGCGAAACGCCGGAAGUGAACAAAGCACUCAGCGCAGCGCAUUUGGAUUUAAAAUAAGAGGCAACGGCUGAAAAAUUCCAAGUGCCCGAAGAGCAACGAGAAAAAGGGUUGUGUUGCUU